UCGCGUUUACUCUUUACUUGAUCAGCUCUCUUAACCGCCCUACCUUUUUCUUGGUCCUUCCCGACGCCGUCGCGGCCAUUCGAUAAAGUUGAGAAAUUUUUGUUUUAAAUUCUUUUGCGACUCGAUCGAUCUCCGAUGGCCGGCGACGGCGGCGGCGGAGGGAGGACGAGGCCGAAUAUCCUGGUGACAGGGACGCCGGGGACGGGGAAGUCAACAACGUCCUCCCUCCUCGCUGAGGCCACCCGCCUCCGCCAUAUCAACGUCGGGGAUCUCGUCCGGGCGAAGGGCCUCCACGACGGCUGGGACGACGAGUUCGAUUGCCACAUCAUCAAUGAAGACCUGGUGUGUGAUGAGCUUGAAGACAUGAUGGAAGAGGGUGGGAAUAUUGUAGAUUAUCAUGGUUGUGAUUUCUUUCCUGAACGCUGGUUUGACAGCGUGGUCGUCCUUCAAACCGACAAUUCUAUUUUGCAUGAUCGCUUGACUAGCAGAGGUUACAUGGGUCCAAAACUUACUAAUAAUAUUGAGUGCGAGAUCUUUCAAGUGCUGCUGGAGGAGGCAAAAGCAAGCUAUGCGGAGGAUAUUGUGGUGGCAUUGCAGAGCAACAGUGUUGAAGACAUCAGUAGGAAUGUGGCCACAUUAACAGAGUGGGUCAAUAAUUGGAGGCCAGUCAGAUCCUCUUAAUAUCAAUAUUUCAUUCUGGAGGGUUCUGGUUGGUGGUAUGAAACAUACGAUUGUCUGCAGUGAGGAAGUCUGGCAAAUAAAAAGUUUGAUGUUUUAGUGUGAAUCUGUUAUAUUUUAUCCAUCCGGUUAGAUGGUGGGGUCUGUGAACAAUUUCUGAUAAUCUUUGAGUUUUUAUGAGUAAUCAAUGGUCAAGUUCCCGUUUUAAA
Phoenix dactylifera (date palm) is the source of this 887-nucleotide messenger RNA. It is a transcript of the gene AAK6, whose product is annotated as P-loop containing nucleoside triphosphate hydrolases superfamily protein. NCBI's taxonomy places the organism in Eukaryota, Viridiplantae, Streptophyta, Magnoliopsida, Arecales, Arecaceae. The record is from RefSeq and is a predicted model, not a curated record. Gene Ontology annotation, cellular component: nucleus; cytoplasm. Gene Ontology annotation, molecular function: AMP kinase activity; ATP hydrolysis activity; ATP binding.